This is a messenger RNA of Rasamsonia emersonii CBS 393.64, 1761 nucleotides long. RefSeq lists its product as uncharacterized. Gene Ontology annotation, cellular component: nucleus. Gene Ontology annotation, biological process: regulation of DNA-templated transcription. Gene Ontology annotation, molecular function: zinc ion binding; DNA-binding transcription factor activity, RNA polymerase II-specific; transcription cis-regulatory region binding. The coding region runs from base 1 to 1761 and encodes 586 amino acids. The transcript has 6 exons. The record is from RefSeq and is a predicted model, not a curated record. Lineage: Eukaryota; Fungi; Ascomycota; Eurotiomycetes; Eurotiales; Trichocomaceae.
AUGGAUGCGUUGGGCAGACACAACCUUGACGUCGUACAGCCCGGGCAUCGCGGGGGAGGACCCCGGGCAUGCCGGCCCUGCGCAGUCGCCAAGGCAAAAUGUAUUCCCUCGGAGGUUGACCGUUCAAAAUGCGAGAGAGGCGUCUGGUAUAGGUGUUCUCGUCUCAAAAAGGAGUGCGUUGGCCAGGAACGGAAGGCAAGGCGGAAACGCAAGACCGCGCCCAGGCAGACACGGGUGGCUCAGUUGGAGCGAAAGUUGGACGACAUCGUCAAUCUGCUAAAGUCUUCUCACGAUGCUCCCGCCGAAGACCAGGAGAGCAGCAAACCAUCCAAUUCCGCAUAUCCCGCUCCGUCCCCGGUAUCCAUGACACAGACUCCGUCAGCUACUCUCUGCAUCAGGCCUCUGCAAGAGGAAGGUCUGGCGGAGGAAGCGGCUGCACCGAUGCCUCCAACACGAGACCCUUUGCUGGAGCACAGCGCCACCUCUGAUCAAAAUACAUUUUCCAAAUCGGACAAAGAUACUUAUCUUACUAUAUUCAAAACAUCCAUGGCCAGGUAUUUCCCUUUCGUAGUGAUCGACGACCACAUCUCCGCCGAAGAGCUCGGCAGAACCAAGCCUUUUCUGCUGGAUGUCAUUUUGGUGGCCGCCUUCCACAGAGAUAGCGGCCGGCAGAGUCGACAGCUGACCAAUCUCCUCCAACUGGCUAUUGCCUUGGUGGCAGAUCUUGGUCUGAAUCGACCACUACCAAUAAACAAAUACAAGGCCGUCCCUGACGUGAUGAGAAAGGUUCUUCAAGGAUCGAAAGUUUUCGAAACGUUGCGUGGGACGUUGGAAGAAAGGAGAACGUUUUUGGGGUGCUUCUACUUGUCAUCAUUGUUCUCUUCGCAUCUGAGAGGGCUAGAGCCAUUGCCCUAUACUCCUUACGUCGAAGAAUGCUGUCAGGCGCUGGUCGAUGCUAAGCAAUACCCAGAUGAUAACUAUCUCGUCCAGCUCGUUCGCAUCCAGCGCGUUGUGAACAUAAUCCGACAGCAUGUGCUUGACGACCAGUACAAGCUGCGAGCACCUUUUGGCAUGCAUAUCGCGUCAAUACAGAGCGAGCUGAACUCUGUGAAGCAGUCAUGGGGGGAUGUCCGCAACAGGAAUCUGCUGUUGAUGCACUAUCACUCUGCCGAGAUGUUUCUCCACGAAUUUGCUAUAUAUGACACCCCGUCUCGGUCAGGGGUCUUGAGCGACAACGAUCCGUUCCAGCGAGUCGAGUCACUGUAUGCGUGCCUCGAGGCAGCAGCGGCGUUGGUGGAAGCUUUUUUCACCAUCCAACCAGAGGAGUAUAUCCAUCUUAGCAUGACGCCCUGGCUGCAAGUGGGGCACAUGAUGAUCAUUAUACGCAAACUCCUCUUCCUGGACGUUCCGGGGUGGGAUCUCAAAUACGUGCGCAGCAAGCUGGACGUGCCGGGGAUGUUGGACCGGAUUAUCAAGAACGCCAGCGAGGCGAGGCAGGCUGCAAAGAAGAGCGGCAUUGGCCAGGAUGGGAAUUAUGUGCAUUAUCGGCAUGAUCUGUUGGCGGAGCUCUCGAAGAAGAUGGGCGCCUUGAAGCAGAACUUCAACGAGGCUAUCCGAGCCGAGGAGCAGAUGCAGCACCGGCAGCUGUCCCAGCCGGCCCAGCCGUCCAUUCUGGGGGAGAUGUGGACUGGGGAGACACUACUGAGCAUGGACGAGGAUUUCUGGGAGGGAUUCUGGCAAGAGUGGCAGGCUCUGAUAUAA